AUGGAUACGCGACGCUCUCUCCUCUUCGUGACAAACAGCGAGCUGGGUCAAGCCAGUGUCAUCCUCGCUGUCGCCUACGAAUUUCUGCUGCAACGUGAGUACGAGGUGCAUAUCGCCUCUUUCCCUGCUCUGCAGAAGGAUGUCGAACAGCUCAACGAUACGGCUGCCCGCUUGAGCAAUGGUGCUUGCAGCGCCAUUGAGUUCCACCCUCUGGCUGGCAAAUCCAUGAAGGAGGCCGCACCUCCUGGCACCGAGUUCCUCGAUCUACAUGCACCAGGCACGACUGGUGCUCUAUUUGCAUAUGACAAUGUGCUUCCUGCAACUUUCGCGCCCUGGCACGGGACUCAGUACAUGAUCGGAUACAGCAGUACUGUCGAGAUCAUCAACGAGACUGCUCCUGACUUGGUCAUCGUUGAUCCGUUGUUCAGUCAAGGUGUUGAUGCGUGCAACGCCAUCGGUCAAAAGUGCUUGAUCCUCAGUCCAAACACCUUGAAGGAGCUUGUGUUGGAUCGACAACCUGGUGGCGGAGCUUUGUGGAAGUUUCCAGCGUAG
Aureobasidium uvarum is the source of this 552-nucleotide messenger RNA. NCBI's taxonomy places the organism in Eukaryota, Fungi, Ascomycota, Dothideomycetes, Dothideales, Saccotheciaceae. The record is from the annotation of a GenBank genome assembly.